AUGCCGCCUUUGAGAAUCCUGAUAAUUGGGGCCGGCGUAGCUGGUCCCUCCCUGGCUUUUUGGUUGGCGCGUUGCGGCCAUCGCAUCACCAUCACCGAACGUUCGCCUAACCUCCGUGCUUCUGGGGCGCAGAUUGACCUUCGGGCACAAGGCAUCACCGUGGCACGAAUGAUGGGAUUGAUGCCAUAUAUUCAACGUCAUCUUGUGGACGAGGCAGGCGUUGCAUACCUCGACUCCCGAGGCAGAGUUAUUGGAACAAUCAUGGCUAAUCGCUCAGGACGAGGUGCCCAGAGUCUAACUAGUGAAUACGAAAUCAUGAGAGGCGACUUGGUUAACGUCCUAUAUGAUGCCACAAAGAAUCUCGAUGGUAUUGAUUAUGAAUUUGGGAAGACUGUCGAGAGAUUCGUGCAAGAAGGAGACGGAGUCAAGGUCUGGUACGACGACAAAACCACCGAGAAGUUCGAUGUUCUAGUUGGAGCAGAUGGACAGGGAAGCAGAACACGCAAGUCCAUGCAGAAAAACUCAAACAAUGAAGAUUCAGUAAGAAGAUUAGGUGUCUACUUGGCUUAUUGGAAUAUCUCAAGGACGAAGACCGACAGCAACAUACGGCAGAUGUACAUAGCACCAAGCCGUUGGAUCUUUUGCCGAAGCCAUAGCGAAACAGAUACGCAGGCGUAUUUCUUCUUCCGAGACGACUCUGACGAGGCAAAGAGUAUGACUAGAGCCCCAGAGGAAGAGCAGAAGCAGUUCUGGACCAAGAAUUUCCAAGGCUUGGGAUGGCAGACGGAAAGAUUUAUCGAUGGCAUGAAAACCACAUCAGACUUCUACUGUCAGGAAGCCGCACAAAUCAAGACGAAUACAUGGUCGCAAGGUCGCGUGGUACUUCUUGGCGAUGCGGCGCAUUGCGCGUCCCCACUGACUGGGAUGGGGACAACCGGCGCGUUUGUUGGUGCUUACGUGCUCGCUGGCGAGAUUACUCGUCACAGUCAAAACCUGGACUUGGCUUUCGCCAACUACGACAGAAUCCUUCGCCCGUUUGUUGAUGAAAUUCAAAAGUUGAAGCCCCUCCAGAUCAACAUCGGGUUCCCAACAACGCAACUAGGCGUAUCAUUGUUACACGCCUUUGUACGAUUGAUAUGUUGGCUCCGCUUGCCAUAUAUCAUCGCAAGGUUGUUCAGCGAGGUCAAAGGUGGUUGGGAACUUCCUGUCUACGCUGAGCUGAUCUCAAAAUGA
Messenger RNA from Truncatella angustata, 1233 nucleotides. Its product is annotated as oxidoreductase. Lineage: Eukaryota; Fungi; Ascomycota; Sordariomycetes; Amphisphaeriales; Sporocadaceae. Gene Ontology annotation, molecular function: FAD binding. The coding region runs from base 1 to 1233 and encodes 410 amino acids. The record is from RefSeq and is a predicted model, not a curated record. The transcript has a single exon.